Molecule: messenger RNA, 1140 nt
Organism: Sclerotinia borealis F-4128
Lineage: Eukaryota; Fungi; Ascomycota; Leotiomycetes; Helotiales; Sclerotiniaceae
Source: the annotation of a GenBank genome assembly
AUGGCAGCCAAUAACGUUCAUUCUACCCCCAUCCAGCCGAAAUACAUUCUCCGCAACCCCUUUGAAGUCGGUGAGAACACUAAGAGCAUACAACUAAUCCGUAUCAAAGACAACGAAUCCUUCCUCGGUUUCCCCAUCCCGGACAAAAAAGUCUCAACUCCCAAAAACCCCGAAUGGAAAACCAGUCUCGCCUCCGCCAUUCUUCCCACAGCCGGUGUUCCUAUCUCCCGUAUUCUCAAUCACCCCAACAUCAUCGGCCUCGUCGACAUAAUCCACACCGACUCCUUAGCUGGCUCCACCAAACACGCCGGCAUAACGGCCAACAUCGCCGUCUACGAAGACAUGAAUCAAGGCUCCCUCGAUCUCAUCCUGCCCAACCCGGAAGUCUACCCCAAAUUCACCGAUAUGGCCGCCUGGCGCGCCCUCGCUACUCAGAACCCGAAUCGCUUUUCUCUGCCUGAAAGCUUGUGUUGGCAUGUCUUGUCGAAUAUCAAUAAAGCGCUGUUGUGGUUGCAUACGGGGGUUAAACAGACGGAUUCUAAGGAUGAUUGGCAGAAACAUGAUGAUGAUUGGCAGCCGAUUUUGAUCAGGGAUGUUAGUCCGAAGCAAAUCUGGUUUAAGAGGGUGGGUGGGGGUGCCACGUAUGGGGAGUGUAAGUUGGGGGGGUUUGGGAAGGCGGUUGUUACGGGGUUUCCGGGGGGGGAUGUGGCGAAGAGUGAGAAGAAGGAGGGGAUGGGGUGGUGGUAUCAACCUCCGGAACAACUCGCCGGCACCGAAACGUGGGGGCCAGCCUCGGAAAUUUGGGCCCUAGGCGCAACGGUCUAUACGAUGAUGACGGGGAUCCCACCGCCCCAACAAUUCGAUUACAAGUGGACGAUCUCGAGGUUGAGCGAUAAGGAAUUCACGAGUGGGUUGAGGGAAAUCGUGUCGGAUAUGUUGAAGACGAGGAGUAGUGAGAGGCCUACGACAGCACAAUUGGUAGGGCGCAUUGAGCAGGGGUGGGAAGAUUGGAGGGAGACGGAUGAUGCGAUUGGCUAUGUGGAUUGGAAGGAUAAGAGUAAGGGAAAAGAGGUUAAUUUGGAUGGGGAGGUGGAGGAGAUGGGGAUGCCGGGGUGGGGCAUUAUUAGUGGUGGGAGGUGA